AUGGCACCCGAGACGAGUCCAAAAGAAGGCAAGACUCGGACCACUGUUCUGAACCCUCCGUCGACGUCUCCUGCCCAGGUCCACAACAAUGCAUCCAAAGCUGGUGGCCCGGGGUCAAAAAAGCGAGACACCGCUUCGAACUCAACAUCCCGACCCUCUGCGACGCGACGAGCUUCUGAACACAAGCUAUCGGACGCAGAGCAGUACGCGAAUGCUCACUCCAAAUCUCACAGGGACACCAACGCAGGCGCGAAUAAGAAGCCCAUAUUCGAAUGGAUCUCCAGAAAACUAGGCAAAAAACAUGAAGGCUUCCCUCAUCAUACCAACGAAUCAACCUCGUCUUCGUCUCCCAGAACUGGGAACUCCUCCACCCUCCCAGGCAUCACGACCACCCCCCGCGGUCGAUUCGUCUCUCUCCCUGUAGCCCAUACCGAACCUCCGUCUCCAACACGAUUGUUCUCACCUCUCAGUCGCGAUGAUUCAGGCCGCCUCACGCAUUCUGAAUCUGUCUCGCUGAGACGAUAUCCUCAUUCUAUAGCGGAUUCCGAGCGAAUGCGGAUACGAGAAGCCAACAAUCCCUAUCCUUCGAUUCCCGUGCCUAUGCCGAGAGAUUCGACGUUGGACUCACAAUCCAUGUCGUUCGUGAGUCGUUCGCGAACACCGUCCCUUCGUUCAGAAACGUCUACGAGGCCCAGGAUAUCAUUCGCCGAUGAUUCCUCACAACGUUGGAGUGGAGCAGAUGAGGAUGCUUCCAUACGGCCUUUCCCACCUUCUCACCCUGCUUCUCCGGCUCCUUCAACUUCCGUCAUCUCACGUUCGGCCUCAGCCUCUCUCCUUUCGCCAGGCGCUUUUGGGACUUAUGGAGCUUCGUUCAGAAGGUCACAGUAUUCCGCUACAGAUUCGACCAACUCAUCUGAUGUGGAUCGCGUGGAUCGCAGUCGAAGAGAUAGCGCAAGUACAAAGCCGACAACUAUACUCAGCAUCGAUGCCGAGCCUCCUCCUGCGCACAUCGCCACUGUACCUCCUGCUCCGACAUCAGCACCUUCACCGACACCUGCGCCUGUCGCGGGUCCCUCUUCUCCCCUACGACGAGUUGAAGGUCCGACAAGUCCUCUUGACGAUGUCCCUCCUUCCCUUGACUAUGUUCAAGCACCGAGACACUCGCAUCCUCAUCCCCGUGAUAACCCACAUCCUUCGUCACCACCGGACCCCAACGCCUCCACCUUGACCUUGGCCUCGAGUACCUUUGCGACGGGUCAACUGUCCCCGAAUCCUAACCAGGUUCCGAUACCUGGGCCCGCUUCAGUUCGCCUACGCGAUUUGUCAAAUCCCGCCGCCAGAUCGUCUGCUCUCGCGACCAGUCCAAGCGUCACAUUCGCACCUGAGACCUCGGCGAUGGAUCGACCACCCUCCAUGAUCGACUCGAAUCCUCCUUCGACCCAUGCCUUGAGCUUGUACGGAGGGAUGUCUAUGCGUACCGGUCGUGGUGUCGCAGACGGAGACGCUAGCGUUCGAGCAGUGAGACGGAAAGGCAGCUGGGAAAGUAACGAGUCGAGGUGGAGCUGGCGAGGAGCUCGAGGGCAGCAGGUACCAGGAGGUGGAGCCAGUACGCCCGGAGGCAGUGUAUUGAAUCCCAUGAUGGAGGGACGGGUCGAAGGGAUGGGGCACGAUGGACGCGACUCAUAUGGCGCUUUCCUAGAUGGACCGGAGAGGAGAACUUCUCGUGACUUGGCUCGCACUAUCGCUGUUGGGAGUAUAGCAGAGGAUGGCAUGCCAGAGGUAGACGACAUCAUUUCGACGAGAUAG
Kockovaella imperatae is the source of this 1806-nucleotide messenger RNA. RefSeq lists its product as hypothetical. The record is from RefSeq and is a predicted model, not a curated record. The coding region runs from base 1 to 1806 and encodes 601 amino acids. The transcript has a single exon. Lineage: Eukaryota; Fungi; Basidiomycota; Tremellomycetes; Tremellales; Cuniculitremaceae.